UCAUCAUGUCUGUUGUCUUCUUCACUUUUGAGUUGUAUUCUCGAAAGUAAUACAUAUUUUUUGAACAUACAAUGCAAUUGAAACUUGCUUACUUUUACAUUGACUUACGUUUUCUCAAAUUACUACUCGCUUUACUCCGUUAAGGCAAAUUAUUAUUUCCAUCGUUCAAAACUCAUCGCUCAAUCCUUCUCUUAUAUAUUUUGCAAAGUUUACUUGCUCUUUGCUCUCUCAAUGGACUUUGUUGUUGCCAUCGUUAGCUCUAUUGUCGCUAAAUCUGCAGAGUAUACGAUUUCUCCUAUCAUAAACCAUGUCAAAUACCUUUCCAAUCAUCAGCAAAAUGUUGAGACCCUCAAGCACCAAGCUGAGAAGCUGAAAGUUGCAAGGGACAGAGUGCAGCAUUCUGUUGAUGCAGCUUUACGAAACGGCAAAGAGAUCGAAGGCGAUGUUGACAAAUGGUUGUCUGCAGUCGACACAAAGAUCCUUGAACAAGUAGAGAAAGUGACGCAAGAUGAAGAAAAAGCAAAGAAAAAGUGUUUCGUUGGUUUGUGUCCUGAUUUCUGGACUCGUUACAAGCUUAGCCUGAAUGCUCCAGAGGAGGCGAAGGCUGUUGCCGAGCUACUUGAACAGGGCAAGUUUGACGAGGUUUCUUAUCCUGUGCCUCUGCAAGGUAUCACUGUCACACCAUUUAAAGGGUACGAGGAUUUUGAGUCAAGAACGUUGGUUUUGAAUGAAAUAAUGGAGGCACUGAAAGAUGAUAGCGUCAGCGUUAUUGGGGUGCACGGUAUGGGCGGCAUUGGAAAAACAACGCUAGUAAAAGAAAUCGCUAGAAAGGUCAAGGGCAAUUUAUUUGAUUCGGUUGUCAUAGCAACAGUAACUCAAGCCAUUGAUAUUGAGAAAAUUCAGAACAGAAUUUCAGAGUUAUUGGGCUUGAAAUUUGAGGAACAGAGUACCGAUGUAAAGGCACUUCGACUACAAGAAAGAUUGAAGAAAGAGAAGAGGGUUCUGGUCGUCUUGGAUGACAUUUGGGCAAAGGUUGAUAUUGAGGAAGUUGGGAUCCCUUUGGGAGAUGAGCACAAGGGAUGCAAGUUGCUGCUAACUUCUAGGGAGCUAAAUGUUUUAUCAAAUGGGAUGGAUGCUCAGAAAUAUUUUUCUGUUGGGGUUGCCCAUAGCCAUUGCGACAGUUGCAGGGCUUUGAGAAACAAAAGAUUGUUUGAGUGGAAGAAUGCUUUACGAGAACUAGAGAGGCCUUCAUCAAGCAACUUCACGGGGAUAGCUGCAGCAUAUUCAGCUAUUGAGUGGAGUUUUAAUUAUUUAGAAAGUGAGGAAGUUAAGCUGACUUUCUUGCUUUGCUGUGUAAUAGGCCAUAAUGGUCUGGUUGAAAAGUUGAUGAGAUAUAUUGUGGGUUUGGGUUUAUUUGGUGGUGUCAACACUAUGGAAGAAGCUAGAAAUGAAGUAUUGACUGUUGUGGCUAAUCUCAAAGCGUCUUCCUUGUUGCUUGAUAGUUAUGAUGAUGAGCACUUUGAUAUCCAUGAUGUUGUUUCGGAUGCUGCUUUAGCUAUUGCAUCGAGGGACUACCAUAUGCUUGUUUUGAGAGAUCAUAUUCCAAAGGAGUGGUCCGAUAAGGCGAAAAUGAACAGCUUGAGAGCGAUAAGCUUACCUUGUCCUCAAAUUAUAGUAGAGCUUCCUAAGGAGAUAGAGUAUUCAGGUCUUUCCUUUUUCCAUAUGGCCCAUGAUGAUUCAGUGGUAAUUCCUCCCGACUUUUUCAGAGGAAUUGAAAGCCUCAAAGUCUUGGAUUUACCUUCAUAUUCCUAUCUACCUGAAUCAAUUAAUCACCUCAUAGACCUUCGCAUGUUGUGUCUAAGAGGAUGUCUAGUUGAAGACAUAACCAUCAUUGGAGAGCUCAAAAGUUUAGAAAUCCUUGACCUUGCUUUCUCAAGGAUCAAAGAACUACCCAAGGAGAUAGCACAAUUGACUCGGUUAAGGUUGUUAGAUUUGAGUUGGUGUGAAAAACUCAAAAUCAUCCCACCAAAUGUUUUAUCAAGUUUGUCUAAAUUAGAAGAAUUAUAUAUGGAGGGAAGCUUUGUUGAAUGGGAAAAUGGAGUAGUUGACAACGAGAGGAGAAAUGCAAGCCUUGAUGAAUUAAACAAUUUGUCUCGUCUAACUACUUUAUAUGUUCGUAUUUCUGAUAUCCAAAUGAUUCCAAAGCAUCGAUUCAUUGAGACAUUGAACAGAUACAGGAUUAUUGUAGGUGAUCAUCCUAUAUCCAAGUGGCUCCGAAGACAUGAAUGUUCAAGGACAUUGACGCUCCAGUUAUAUACAAACAUUUGUUUGGAUAAUGGGGUGAAAAUGUUGCUGGGAAAGGCUGAAUAUUUGUACCUAGACCUAAAAGGACUUAAAGGCAUCAAGAAUGUACUUGCAGAGUUAAAUAAAGGGAACGAUUUUCCACAUUUACAGAGUCUUCAUGUCAAAAAUGGUAUCCAGGUGCAAUAUAUCACAAUGAACAACAUUGAGUUUUCUGAAUUACGUUUCAUAACACUUGAGCGUUUGCCGCAACUUAUUAGCUUUUGCUGUCAAGAGGAAAGGUGUUCCACGAGUUUUGAGCCCCUACCACUUUUCAUUAAGCAGACAUAUCAUUGGAGUUCGAAUUUGAGGAGGUUGAUUAUCACUGGAUGCGGCAAGUUGGAGCAUCUGUUAUCGCCCUCUGUCGCCAGGAAUCUGGUGCAGCUCCACUGCUUUGAGAUAGUGGGUUGUGAGUCCUUAAGGGAGAUAAUAUUUACAGAGGAAAUAGAAGAAGAAGAAGAAACGAGUAAUGUGAUUUCGUCAAUAGCCAAACAUCUUCCGCAACUUGAACAUUUAUGGAUAAGAUGGAGUGGGGUGGAGGAGAUUGUAUUGGAAGGGGAAGGUUUAGAGGAGCAGCCUGUGAGUUUUGAGUUUCCCAAAGUGUCUUCCCUUACGGUUGAACACUUAGAAAAGCUCAAAUGUUUCUAUAAAGGGCAACAUACAAUUGUGUGGCCAAUGUUGAAAAAAUUGACCACAGAUUGUUCUGCUUUGCUAAUGAUAGUGGGUUUAGAAGAUGUUAGAAUCCAGGAAACGAAGGGAAAUGGGGAGGCAGUAUUGUUGGUUAAGGAGGUCAUUCCCAAUUUAGAGAAACUUGAGUUACGAAAUUUUAGUGCUAUGGAUCAAUUGCCACCGGAUUUGUUCCCUCGCGUUAAGGUUUUUGAAGUGGGUGGUGGCUUCCAUAGUGGAUCUUCUUAUAUAUUUCCUCUCGUCCGAAGAUUCUACAAUUUGGAAAGGCUGAAGUUUAGUAAUUUUGAUUUCAAACAUGUAGUCCCUUGUAAGGGAGCUGUUGGGACUCUCUCACCAAUAAAAAAUCUGAAAUUGCAUUCUUCCAAAAAUCUUAAGCAUAUAUGGAGAAAAGACUCGGAACUUGGUCAUAUUCUCUCUAAUCUCCAAACACUCACAAUUUCGCAUUGUGAUGAUUUGAAAAAUAUUGGAGCCUCGUCAUUAUCUUUCCAAAAUCUCACAACUUUGGAGGUGUCAUAUUGCAAAAUGAUGACAAACUUACUUACACCCUUAAUAGUUGAGAAUCUGGUGCAAUUAACAACAAUGAAGGUCAGCGACUGCACUGAAAUGACAGAAAUAGUGACAAAUGAGGGAGACUACCAUCAGACAAUAGUUGUCAGAAAAUUGAAAUGUUUAGAAAUAAGCGAUCUACAAAGGCUCACAAGCUUUUGUCCAGGGAGUUACACCUUCAACUUCCCUUGUUUGGAAGAAGUAGUUGUUGAAAGGUGUCCUAGAUUGAAGGGUGGAUUCAAUAGCCCAUUUGAUCUGAAUAUCUCUGACACGUUUCCAAAGUUGAUAGAAAUAUGGAAAAGAAACCCUCAAGAAAUUUUGGAGUCGAAGAACCUUGGCAGAAUAGAGAUUUAUAAAUGUAGCAGCUUGAAGUAUAUUUUUGCCCCGUCUAUGCUUUUUAGCCUCAAGCAACUAGAACAGAUAGAAGUAAAAGAAUGCAAUACAAUGGAACAAGUGAUCAGGGAAGACGAGGAGGGAGUAACCAUACAUACGUUGACACUUCCUAAGCUCUCCUUUGUAAAAAUAGAGGUGUUCCAACUUGACAAAUUUUUAUUUGGGAAGUCAACCUCUUGA
This is a messenger RNA of Gossypium arboreum, 4146 nucleotides long. RefSeq names its product probable disease resistance protein At4g27220. Gene Ontology annotation, molecular function: protein binding; ADP binding. The coding region runs from base 232 to 4146 and encodes 1304 amino acids. The record is from RefSeq and is a predicted model, not a curated record. The transcript is spliced from 7 exons. NCBI's taxonomy places the organism in Eukaryota, Viridiplantae, Streptophyta, Magnoliopsida, Malvales, Malvaceae.